UCCAUGGCGACGGGACGCGGCCGACUCCUGCUGCAGCACUGGCGCGGCCUCCUGGCGCUGCAUUGGCCGCCGGGCGGCGUCGGCGCGGCCCCGGGGCUGGCCGGGGAGGCCCCCGGGCCCGCGGGGUUCAGGAAGAGACCGGGCACCAGUUACGCAGGCACUGCCACCCUGAAGCAGUGCGCUAGGCGAGGAAGGCACUACAAGCAGCCCUCUGCUGACCAUCCUGCAUCUCUGGAAAGUAUGCCUUCAGAAAUCUUGCUGAAGAUCUUUUCCUACCUGGAUGCUGUGACCCUGCUGUGUACUGGAUGUGUGAAUAGGCGCUUUUACCACCUGGCCAAUGACAAUUUUAUUUGGAUCAGAAUCUAUUCAACUGCCUUUUCACCUAAAAUAUCUAAUUGGCAAGUUAAUUCAGCAGAGAAGACCACUGUAUCUAUGAACUUACUGUCGGUUGAGGAUAAAGAAGCUGGAUAUUGGAAGAAAGAAUAUAUUGCAAAGCAAAGAGCAUCUGUAAAAGCAGCGCUAGCGCGGGUUCUCAAACCUGUCAACCCUUACACAGGCCUUCCAGUUAAAACCAAAGAGGCCCUCAGAAUAUCUGGUUUAGGUUGGGUGAUUAUAUUGAAAGAAAAAAAUGGAAAAGAAUACAUCAUGCAGCACAUUGACCUUUUGAUAAAUGAUUCAUCAGUGACAAUUAUAUGGUAUGGCAGAAACUGGCCACAGCUAGCCACAUUGUCAACCCUAGAUUUGUGUGGUGUGACGCCAGUUUUUAGGGACCGGUCUAAACCCCCCUCCAAAAAUGGACCUCGGUGGCUUUCUUUAAUUGCAAAGUACAAUCUGAGUAAUUUAACUGAAUCCACCAUGAUUGGCUGGGACAGACUCAUUCGGAUCUUCUGUCUACACCCAGGCCUCCUGGUGGGGCUGUGGAAGAGGGAGGAAGAACUGGCUUUUGUUAUGGCAAAUCUUCAUUUCCAUCACCUUGUGGAGAAGAGCACAUUAGGCUCAGCCACUGUCCCCUACGAGCUACCUCCUCAUACUCCUCUUUUGGAUGACAACCCGGAGUAUGGACUACAUGGCUACCAGCUGCAUGUUGAUAUGCACAGCGGUGGAGUUUUCUACCUGUGUGGUACAUUUCGCAAUCUCUUUACCAAGAAAGGAUCCAUUGAAAAUGGAUAUGUGAAGCUUGUUGUUAUACGUUUUAAAAAUAACACAGAACACCUACCUCUUAUUGGAAAAGUUGGCCUUUCUUGGAGAACUGAUGUUUUCAGUGGCUGCAUAAAGAGUUGUUCUAUAAUGGACAUAACUCUUUUGGACGAAUAUGGGAAACCCUUUUGGUGUCUCAGUUCCCCUGUUUGCAUGAGAUCUUCUGUGCCCUCUGAUGGCCCUAACUUCUUGGGACAGACUUACUGUGUUGACUAUGUGGACUCGGAAGGCAAAGUGCACGUGGAGCUGGUGUGGAUCAAAGAGACAGAAGAAUACUUCAUCGUGAGCCUGGUCCUUUACCUGAAGAUAGCAAAAAUAAACCACUGGUUUGGGACAGCAUACUAAGUAUUGCCUGGGGGUGGCAAAAUAUUGCUGCUGUUUGUUUAUUUUGAACUAACUGGUUUUGUUCUUGGUGUUGGAAAUUGAAAUAAAGCAGUUAUCUGUUUGA
Canis lupus familiaris (dog) is the source of this 1645-nucleotide messenger RNA. RefSeq names its product F-box protein 15 (gene FBXO15). The transcript has 10 exons. The record is from RefSeq and is a predicted model, not a curated record. The coding region runs from base 4 to 1542 and encodes 512 amino acids. Gene Ontology annotation, molecular function: protein binding. NCBI's taxonomy places the organism in Eukaryota, Metazoa, Chordata, Mammalia, Carnivora, Canidae.